UAAACCCUCACCGCCAUACGUCUCGGCGAGCGAGCAACCCGUCUGGAACCCGAGAAUCAAUCUGGUCGUCGAGGAGCGAUGCCGCCGUACAUGAAGACGAUCUGGCUCAUCGUCCGGUUGGCCUCCGUCCUUUCCCUGCUCGUUGUUGGAAGUGAUACGUUCUACGCGAGGAGCGAACCCGGCCAGCCGCCUGAAUAUUGCACGGUCUUCCACCACAUGGUGAAGAGCGGGGGCUCGACGAUCAAGCACAAUCUUCACAUAUCUUCACGGGCCGCAGGUGGUCCGAGGCCAGGUUCGUGUGUAGCUGGGGGGGGCAAGAGGAUCAACUCGUGCAAGGAAGCCUUCAAUUCUUCUGCGGUCAUCAUGGGAUACGCGGAACUUAUGAGGCAAGACGGCCCGUUGGAGGCUGUUCGAAGGGACUGCGAGUACUUCACGCUUUUGAGACACCCCGUCGAUCGCCUGGUCUCGGCAUUUUUCUACUGCCCAACAGACCACGAUCUGCAAUUGAGGCCUCCCAAGUGGUGCGGGUACGCCGACGACCCGUUGCCGGCGACCGAUCGCCUGUUGGAGUUCGCCCAGCAGCACUGGAAGAACAUGGCAUACAAGCAGAUGACGUUCGGCAUGUACUGUCCCCAUGGUCUCAUCUGUGAAGCGACGGAGGUUGAAACAGCGCCAGGUCUGGAUGAACCCCAUGGUCUAGAUGUUCUCCAAAAGGUCGAGGAUAUUUUGUCUGGAUACACUGCAGUGGGUAUUAUGGAACACUGGGACCUGUCUAUGCAGCUCUUCAACGCCCGUGUGCGGUCGCCGGUGCGUGAUUGGAACAUGACUGUGCGCAGCAAUGCGGGGUUGCCGUCCGAGCUUCGAGAUGAGGUGCUUCAAUGGGCUCACGACAGCCCUGUCAUUCACCGUUUGAUGGCAACAGAUCUGCUUUUGUAUUCCUUUGCGCUGUCCAUUUUCAAGCGUCAGACGACGGAAUCACUCGGUACAAACUGGCUCGGCGGCUCAUCGAGGUGUUGA
Molecule: messenger RNA, 1017 nt
Organism: Ectocarpus sp. CCAP 1310/34
Lineage: Eukaryota; Phaeophyceae; Ectocarpales; Ectocarpaceae
Source: the annotation of a GenBank genome assembly